AUGACGUUAGGGUUUGUUAUACUCGAUGUUUAUUUGGAUGAUAUAAAUUUCGUUGGGACUCCAGAAGAGGUCCAAAUGGUAAUUGAAUAUCUAAAAAAAGAGUUCAAAAUGAAAGAUCUUAGAAAGACAAAACUUUGUCUUGAUCCAUUUCGACCUCUGGAAGAGGAUGAAGAGAUUCUUGGUCCCGAAAUACCAUAUCUAUGUGCUAUUGGUGCACUUAUAUACCUCGCUAAUGCUAGAAGGCUGGAUAUAACAUUUUUUGUUAAUUUGAUAGCGAGGUAUAGUUCUUCUCCUAUGCGAAGACACUGGAACGGCGUUAAGCAUAUAUUAAGGUACCUAAAAGGGACUAUUGAUAUAGGUCUGUUUUAUGCUAACAAAGUUAGUCCAGAUUUUGUUGGUCAUGCAGAUGCAGGUUAUUUAUCUAACCCACAUAAAGCACAAUCUCAAACAGGCUAUGUGUUUACAUACGGAGAUACUGCAAUAUCAUGGCGAUCGACGAAGCAGUCCAUUGUUGCUACUUCUUCUAAUCAUGCUGAGAUAAUAUCGAUCCAUAAAAAGAAUGGUGAUAUUGAUGUGCAGCAGAUCCGCUCCAGUGACAAUCUAGCAGAUUUGUUUACAAAAUUUUUACCAAUUGCAACCUUCGAGUAG
Messenger RNA from Capsicum annuum, 648 nucleotides. RefSeq names its product secreted RxLR effector protein 161-like. The transcript has 3 exons. Lineage: Eukaryota; Viridiplantae; Streptophyta; Magnoliopsida; Solanales; Solanaceae. The coding region runs from base 1 to 648 and encodes 215 amino acids. The record is from RefSeq and is a predicted model, not a curated record.